Messenger RNA from Sinocyclocheilus rhinocerous, 1215 nucleotides. RefSeq names its product O-acetyl-ADP-ribose deacetylase MACROD1-like. The transcript has 6 exons. Bases 406 to 1215 code for a protein of 269 amino acids. NCBI's taxonomy places the organism in Eukaryota, Metazoa, Chordata, Actinopteri, Cypriniformes, Cyprinidae. Gene Ontology annotation, cellular component: nucleoplasm. Gene Ontology annotation, biological process: DNA damage response; peptidyl-glutamate ADP-deribosylation; purine nucleoside metabolic process. The record is from RefSeq and is a predicted model, not a curated record. Gene Ontology annotation, molecular function: ADP-ribosylglutamate-[protein] hydrolase activity.
AAUUCAUAUCAAGUGUAAUCCAAAAUCAGGACGUUGACAAAACUUCAUGUCAAUUGUACUAGUCAAACCAAAAUUAGGCUAUUAGUAACAGGACAGCUUGACUAAAAGAUUGCGCUUACAGCAUCGUGCCGCUAGAUGUCAGUAAAGGAUGAAUGAUGUUUAUCCGGAACAGUCCAAAUAACGAAAAGCGCUGGCGAGUGAAUUCACGGACCCCUACAUAUUGGUAUAGUCCCGUCUGCUUUCAUUGUCAGACAGUUGCGUUUCAAUUUCACUAUUGUUAUUUCAAAUAAACUGUAAACUGCUUGUUACAACAGAUUCCAUAUCGCAACAAGGAUAAAAUCAAGGCACAGACGGGAGACAUUCGGGCUUUAAACUUUAGAUCUGCCAGCUGCCAAGACAGAGACCAUGGCGUUUCAGAUGUCAAAACUUGCUGCUCGUGUUUGGCUCUCCAAAAGCGUUGGGUUCACAUCCAGCGCUGGGAACAGAUGUCCGACUCAUCUCGAUUUGGUCAGCAGACUUGCACAUCGCUCCCUUCAUGCGCUCAAAGCGCUGCCCUCCCCGGGGCUCUUACGUAAAGCAGACAGGUGGGAGAAGGUUUCCACGGCCUCAAAGUCACUUCACAGGCGGAGUGGAGGGGCUGUUAAGCCGCGCCGCAUCACCGGGGUUGUAGUGGGCGCCGUGGGGGUCUCUGCUGCGGCGCUGGCCUCUCUGAGCACGAGCACGCGGCCCGAGCUGAACCUGGACUCAGAGAGCAGCGACUGGACAGAGGCGAAGAAAAAGCUUUGCUCCAUGGAUAAGGAGAAGAGGAGGGAAACGUACAGGGUUGACUUCAUUCCUCUGGAGAAGAUUCCUGUCUGGAGUCCAUCAGGUGACUCCUCUUGUAAGCCUCGGUACAAAGUCAAUGAAGAGCUGAAUGAGAAAAUAUCCCUCUUCAGUGGUGACAUCACAAAACUGGAGAUCGACGCAAUCGCCAACGCAGCUAACAAGACACUUCUGGGUGGAGGAGGAGUGGAUGGUGCCAUUCAUCGUGGGGCUGGUCCUCUGUUGAGGAAGGAAUGUGCCACUCUGAACGGCUGUGAAAUGGGGGAGGCCAAGAUCACCGGAGCCUACGGUCUGCCUGCAAAAUUACGCUGGAUGGAUAAGGCGAAGAGCAAACCUUGCCUGUGUUUACGCUUGAUCGCUUCAAAGUCAGCACCAUACUUCUGUAGAAACUAA